AUGCCGCUGCCCCGCCGCGCCCUUAUCGCGGUAACCUCCGCCAAAGCCGACCUCUUCGAAGGCGGUGGUCAUCAAACCGGCGUCUUCAUCGGCGAAGCUGAGCAUCCCUUCAAUGUCUUCACCAAGGCCGGCUUCGAAGUAGAUCUCGCUUCUGAGACUGGCGAGUGGGUUGCAGACUGGCUGAGUCUACAACCUGGUUUCUUGACCGAGGAGGAAAGGAAGCAGUAUGAUGAUAAGGGGAGUGAGUUUAGGAAGAAGUUAGAUAACCUGAACAAGGCAGCUGACUUGGAUGGGUCGAACUACGGAAUCUUCUUCGCAUCAGCUGGGCAUGCCGCAUUGAAGGACUACCCCCAUGCGAAGGGCUUGAAGAGGCUUGCUAUGACCGUAUGGGACAACGGGGGGGUUGUAUCCACGGUCUGCCAUGGCCCGGCCAUCUUCCCCGGCAUCAACGAUGGAAAAACUGGAGAAUCCAUCAUCAAAGGGAAGACCAUCACGGGUUUCACGAGCGAGGCCGAGGAUGAUAUGAAGGUCACGGAUGUGCUGAGGUCGUGGGGUGAACCAUUUAUUGAGGAGCAUGCGAAAGCACUGGGGGCGACAUAUGUCCGUCCUAAAGGAGUGUGGGAUGGAUUCCAUAUUACUGACGGCCAGGUAGUGACAGGGACGAAUCCAGCGAGCGCAAGAGAGACAGCCGAGGCUGCUCUGAAGGUCUUUGAGACAUUGUAG
Lindgomyces ingoldianus is the source of this 723-nucleotide messenger RNA. Its product is annotated as class I glutamine amidotransferase-like protein. Gene Ontology annotation, molecular function: glyoxalase III activity. The coding region runs from base 1 to 723 and encodes 240 amino acids. Lineage: Eukaryota; Fungi; Ascomycota; Dothideomycetes; Pleosporales; Lindgomycetaceae. The transcript has 4 exons. The record is from RefSeq and is a predicted model, not a curated record.